CCAACGAGUGAUACCAGCAAUAGAGACAAUUGUAUUGAAUAUUCUGGUUCUUAUGAUAUCACUGGCAUCGGGAGUAAAACAUCGGCCAAUCGGACACCUGAUCCCCCGUUGGCCACCAAUACCGCUCUCGCGACGGCACUCGGACGAGUUGUCGACGAGAUUAAGGCAGCGAUUAAUAUAGCGAUACAUCAAAAACUGUUCAAGGACAAUGUCAACCAUGGUAGUAUUUGGAAAUAUAUAUUAUACAUGUCUAACAUCGGGGAGCGUAUCAAAUGCCGGGCGGCUGUGGCCUACGGUCUGCAUCAGCCGCUAGUGGUUGAGGACAUAUACGUGGAUCCGCCCAAAGACAAUGAGAUCCGCAUUAAGCUCGUGGCCAGCGGUAUAUGUCGGUCGGAUCUGCAUAUCAUUGACUCCAAUAUAUCCAAAGACUUCAUAUUUCCGUUAAUCCUCGGCCACGAAGGCUCCGGAGUUGUGGAG
Messenger RNA from Medioppia subpectinata, 477 nucleotides. NCBI's taxonomy places the organism in Eukaryota, Metazoa, Arthropoda, Arachnida, Sarcoptiformes, Oppiidae. The record is from the annotation of a GenBank genome assembly.